Molecule: messenger RNA, 649 nt
Organism: Balaenoptera ricei (Rice's whale)
Lineage: Eukaryota; Metazoa; Chordata; Mammalia; Artiodactyla; Balaenopteridae
Gene: RCVRN
Product: recoverin
Exons: 3
Coding region: 1-609 (202 amino acids)
Molecular function (GO): calcium ion binding
Source: RefSeq, a predicted model, not a curated record
AUGGGGAACAGCAAAAGCGGAGCCCUGUCCAAGGAGAUCCUGGAGGAGCUGCGGCUGAACACCAGGUUCACGGAGGAGGAGCUCAGUACCUGGUACCAGUCCUUCCUGAAGGAGUGCCCCAGUGGCCGCAUCACCCGGCAGGAGUUCCAGACCAUCUACUCCAAGUUCUUCCCUGAGGCCGACCCCAAGGCCUACGCCCAGCACGUGUUCCGCAGCUUUGAUGCCAACAGCGAUGGCACCUUGGACUUCAAGGAGUAUGUCAUCGCCCUGCACAUGACCAGCGCGUGCAAGACCAACCAGAAGCUGGAGUGGGCCUUCUCCCUCUACGAUGUAGAUGGCAACGGGAGCAUCAGCAAGAACGAGGUGCUGGAGAUCGUCACGGCUAUUUUCAAGAUGAUCAGUCCUGAUGACGUGAAGCAUCUUCCGGAAGAUGAGAACACCCCGGAGAAGCGAGCUGAGAAGAUCUGGGGUUUCUUUGGCAAGAAAGAUGAUGAUAAACUUACAGAGAAAGAGUUCAUCGAGGGAACCCUAGCCAAUAUGGAAAUUCUGCGACUGAUCCAAUUUGAGCCACAGAAAGUGAAGGAGAAGUUUAAGGAAAAGAAACCCUGACGUCAACUGCUCAGGUCUCCUCCCCGUCCCCCGCCCCAAC